Molecule: messenger RNA, 3786 nt
Organism: Dermacentor silvarum
Lineage: Eukaryota; Metazoa; Arthropoda; Arachnida; Ixodida; Ixodidae
Product: integrator complex subunit 5
Exons: 7
Coding region: 219-3011 (930 amino acids)
Biological process (GO): snRNA 3'-end processing
Cellular component (GO): integrator complex
Source: RefSeq, a predicted model, not a curated record
ACCGACAGCCCCUCUAGCGGGAGAAUCGCCUCGCUACGCGCUGCUCACUACUUUCGCUGUUUGGAAUGGUUUGGAUGCGCGGCAGUAUUUUGGCGUCUGGCUUCGUGUUGUUUGAAAAGUGUGCGGGUCCGGAGGCUACUUCCACGAGUUCUACUCCACCUAGCGCUUAUCGCGCCAUGCGCUUGCCAGGUCGGUUUGUAGCAAACUGAGAACGGAGCAUGACAAGCGUGAUGCAUUCGCACGCAGACAGCAACAAUGCGGCGGCCGACGCGCUCAACGACUUGCGGCUUUUUCUCGCGGGCACCUCCAGCUACGACAGCAAGGUUCGCGGUUCGGACGUGGCCAAGGCGGCGAUACGGCUGCUCAAGACACUGCCCGUGGCGCGCGAGGCCGUGCUCGAGUACAUGCACAACCUCUUCGACGACGCUGUCAACCGGCACAUCAUGCGGCUCGACUCCGAGGAGACUGGCGUGCCCGUCGAGCUCGAAGAGCGCGACGUGGCCGUUGAAGAGGUGCAGCGAGUUCUGUCCGGCUUCAUCGAGAGCAACCUGGGUGCCUGGGCGCCCAUCAUAUCGAGCUGGUCGCUGGAGCUGCUCGGCCACCUGACGCGAAAGUACGCCGACCGUCGCAUCGUCCACUACUCGUCCAGCCUGCCCGAGGUGCUGCAGAUGUGGAUGGCGUGCCCGCCGACGCGCACGCUGAUCGACCUGACGACCCAGUGCCUGUCGACGCUGAUCGACACCAACCCGGACAAGUGCAUCGACACGCUGCUCGAGACGUCGGUGCAGCACUCACCGCACUUCGACUGGGUGGUGGCGCACAUCGGCUCUUGCUUCCCGCACACGGUCAUCACGCGGGUGCUCGCCUGCGGCCUCAAGGACUUCAUCAGCCACGAGGACGAGGCGAUGGGCGCCGUCGAGCGGAACGUGCCCAAGCUCGCCUCGGUCGUCGGCAUCCUGGGCCACCUGGCCGGCCAGCACGCGGCCGACAUACGACGAGCGCUGGUGGCGCUCAUGCAGCAGAGCUUCGCGGCUAACCCGACGCGCGAGCAGCUCGCCACCAUCCCGUUCCUGCUUCAGCUGGCCUCCAUGUCCGAGCACCUGCUCAACGCUGUCGUCUCCGAGUUCACCAAAGUCUUGUCAGCGGACACACUCAACAAGCUGUCAACAUUGAUGAGCAAGUGGGAGUCGGCCAAGAUCCCCGGGACUCGAGACCUGCUGAGCCUGACCGUUAUCCUCAUUGUGCAGAGCGGCUCAGGUGAUCUGCGCUUCCUCGGCCAGAUUUUGGACAUUGCAUCUGGCGAAAGCGAAUUCUCCGCGGCACUACUGCCUGCGGUUCCCAACGCUGCUGGUAUGCUGCUGGACAGCGUACUGCUGGAGAUGCAGCAGCGGGUGUUUGCAGGAGCGGCCGAGAUCCCACUGUUGUCGGCGCUGGAAGCCCGGCUACCAGAGCUGUGUGGCUGGCUGCAGCGGACACGCUGCGGGCCCCGCACCAUGUGGCUCUGGAACGCGCUGUCCCUCAUCUGUGUCCACCGCAAGGAGAAGACAGCCCUCACAGUGCUCAGUCACCUGCUAGGCCGCAUCCGUGGCUCCACUGAGCUGCUCUUCUUUCAGGCGCUGAUCUACCAGGUCGAGGUGGUUCACGUAAACUGCCUGACCCACACCAUCUCUCAUCUAAUGGCUGAGUUGCGAUCAGGCCGAGUCCCUAACCCCACCCAGCUGGUCGAGAAUCUCAAGAAACUCAGCGGCAACUCUCACGUUGGUCUGCGUGUUAGCAGCACCGUCUGCAAGUUCGCUGAGGUCUUGGCUGAGCAGAUGCAGCUGUCCUCUGACCUGACGUACGUGGAUGCCGUUGCGGAGCUGCUCUCCACGUCUGUGCAGCCAGAGGCCAUGUCCCCCACAGCAGUGGUCAAGGUGGCUGCGUCAGCCGUCGCCUACUUCUUUGCCAUCGUCUGCAAUCCGACUCACUAUGGGCCGUCGCGCAAGUACACGGCUGCCUGCGUCUGCUUCCGUCUGCUGUCAACGCUGUGCACGCGCUCAGUCGCGCAACACUUGUCACUCCGCAAUUUGCUCUCUGGGGCACUUGACAACAAGGUUUCUUGGCGAUUCGGCUCUCGUCCACGGCGGAGCAGUGAGGUGUCCCUGCGGCGACCUCGCUUUGUGCACCUCCUUGACGAAAACCAGAAGUUCGCAACGUCCAUCAACUUCCCGCAGAGCCACUCGUCCAUAGUGCGUGUCGGUGUCAUUGGCUCUGGGCUGCGGAGCGUGCCUCCGCCGCCACCCAUCGCGGAUGAAGAGGUGGCGUUGAACAAGCAGCUCCUGCUGGAAGCGAUCACGGCAUGUUGUGCCCUGCCGUGGCGCAAUGACAGGCCAUCACCCACGCGGACUUCCCCUGUUAGUGGCAUGAAGAUUGUUGCACUGCUCCUAGUCGAGAUGAUAUCAUCAGACGUCAUGUUCAACGGGCUUCCUUGGCCAGAUGAAGAUUUCCUCAAGGUAACUAUCGAGCGUGACCUUCACAUUCAGGCCAUGUUUGUGGAUCACCCAAUUCUGUGGGACCUCCUGCGACUGGUGGCUUCAGUGCGGCCGUCACUGUGCUACUGCAGCGUCCUCCUCCGUGCCGUCAUGGCUGUCGCGAUGACCCACUGGCGCAACUGCCAGGAGAAAGCAGCCGCCUCCAGCCCCAAGCACCUCGAGACCACCCGCACGGUGCUACGCAUCAUGUCUUUGGGCCAGCUUCUCCCACCAGCCAUGAACAGUCUCGGCGAGGUGCUGCCGCUACUGAGCCCCUUUGAGGUCUUCUGCGUGUUGUCGGAUGUCUGGCAGUACAUGCGGAACAACGUCCCCAGCCCGGCCCUGUUCACGCAGAAGAACCCCGCGACUGGCGAGCUGUGGCGCGAGUUCAAGGCGCCCGCUGCGGACCUCAAGUACAUGGAGCGCCUGAGAGCCAUCAUGAUCAGCAAUAUCCAGACGUGCGGACUAAUCUUCCAGAAGUUCUUCAGUGUCGAUGCAUGAAACCGAGAGCCAUCAUGAUCGGCAACAUCCAGACUGAUCUUACUGAAGUUCUUCAGUGUCAACACAUGAAACCGGUGUGAAUGUGGACCUUGCCAAGUGUUGAAAGUGCUGCUCAUUAAGGAUCCUAGGUUCGGUAUGCCACCAUUGCUUGCUACAUGGUUCCAACAUGUCAUGUAACUGGCGUCAGCGUGGCUGUCUAGUACCAGUGCCACAUGGGCACUUUUGAUUGAGCCCGAUCCGGAUUGAAUUUCUUGAUCGCAAUAAAAAAUGAUCGCUUCUAGAAUACCCAAUCAAAUUGAGUUUGGGUGAGCUCCAGUGCAUCAGGUGUCAUUAGUGGGUCCAAACUACUUAUCAAAUUUGUCUAAUACGCUGUAAAAAUUGUAAUAUAGAACUUUUCUUUUUCAAGAAAAUGUUUAAUUUGUCAUUGUGAGUAAGGCUAUUUGCUGAUCAUCUGCAAACCUCAGAACUACAUGGUCAUCAGCCUACAAUGACGAUCUAGAGGCUUGAUCACCAGGCACAGAUUGUGAUUGUCUCGAUUCAUAUUGAGCAAGAUCGCGAUCAAAAGUGACCAUGCAGCUGCACUCGAUCCGAGUCGAGCUUAAUCCCAGUCGAACCCAAGCGCGAUUGAAAGUGACCAUGUGACACCAGUUGGCCGAUCUCGUGCCACUCAUAUGUCGCAGUUUCUUAUGAUGUUCAAAUUAGGAACUAAGGAAUUGGUUCCUAUUUGCUGUGUUCCUUAUAGCCGUUAUGCAUUUUCAAUAAAAUGUUCACUCUA